This is a messenger RNA of Gracilinanus agilis (Agile Gracile Mouse Opossum), 2361 nucleotides long. RefSeq names its product 2-oxoglutarate and iron dependent oxygenase domain containing 1 (gene OGFOD1). Gene Ontology annotation, biological process: regulation of translational termination; peptidyl-proline hydroxylation. Lineage: Eukaryota; Metazoa; Chordata; Mammalia; Didelphimorphia; Didelphidae. Gene Ontology annotation, molecular function: L-ascorbic acid binding; iron ion binding; peptidyl-proline dioxygenase activity. The record is from RefSeq and is a predicted model, not a curated record. Gene Ontology annotation, cellular component: cytoplasm. Bases 59 to 1681 code for a protein of 540 amino acids. The transcript has 14 exons.
CGCAUGGCGCGCGACUUAUAGUGGCCACAGUGUCUGGGAGGCGAGGGGAUCCGAAGGUAUGAGCGGGAAACGGCGCGCGGAUCAGGGACCUGUCUCAGAGGGAAAGAAGAAGGGGAAGCGCGAGUUGACAGGAGAGUUCUCGGCUACUCUACGUGAGGAGACGGUGAAAAAGCAGGUGGCUGAGGCCUGGAGCCGGAGGACGAGGUUCAGUCAUGAAGCCAUAGUUAUGGACCCAGAUCCUUUCCAACAUUGUGUGAUCCCAAACUUCAUCCAGUGCCAGACUUUCUUGGAAGGACUUCAGAAGGAACUUUUGGAUUUGGAUUUCCAUGAGAAAUGCAAUGACUUGUACAAAUUCAAACAGUCGGAUGAUCUGAAGAAUAGAGACGAACUUCAUAUCUCUGCUUUAAGGAGAGUUCUGUUUGAAGAUUUCCGGAGAUGGCUUUCUGACAUCAUUUUGAUUGACUUGGAAUCAACUAUUGAUAUCUCCUGUGCUAAGUAUGAGUAUACAGAUAUCCUGUUAUGCCAUGAUGAUGAGCUGGAGGGAAGGAGAAUUGCUUUCAUUUUAUAUCUUGUUCCUCCUUGGGACAAGAGCCUUGGCGGUACCUUGGACUUAUACAGUACAGAUGAACAUUUCCAGCCAAAACAGAUUGUUAAGUCUCUUAUCCCAUCUUGGAACACCUUGGUUUUCUUUGAAGUGUCUCCAGUGUCCUACCAUCAGGUUUCUGAAGUUCUGUCUGAAGGAAAAUGUCGGCUGUCUAUAAGUGGCUGGUUUCAUGGCCCUUCUCAGACAAGGUCCUCAAGCUAUUUUGAGCCCCUCUUACCUCGUAGCCCUCACGUUUUACGAGAUAAUGAAAUUUUGUACGAAUGGAUUAAUCCAAUCUACAUGGACAUUGAUUCCCAGGCUCAAAUUCAAGAGGAAUUUGAAGAGCGGUCUGAAAUUCUGUUGAAGGAAUUUUUCAAGUCUGAAAAAUAUGAAAAAAUAUGUGAGGCUUUGGAGAAAGAAGAUCUAGAAUGGAGCAAACGAGGUCCCCCCAACAAAAGGUUUUAUGAAACAGCUGAGGAAGAGAAGCUUCCAGAUAUCUUAAGGGACUGCAUGGAGUUAUUUCGCUCUGAGGCCCUGUUCUUGCUGCUGUCCAACUUCACAGGCCUGAAGCUUCAUUUCCUAGUCUCUUCAGAUGAGGACAAUGAGGACCAAACAGGCAAUGAUGAAGAAGAAAGUGAAGAAAUUAGCCAUAUUUCUUCUAAACGAGAAAACUACCAGGAGGCCAGUGGCCAUACAAGCCAACAAAGCAAGAUAGAAACAGCCCUAGAACCAGAGGAAGAAGAGGCAAAGAAUAAAUCAACUGUCCCCACGUGCACUGGAGAGCUGAGGUAUUGGAAGAAUGGUCACUAUACUCUAGUGCAUGACACCAAAAAUACUGAAUUUGCUUUGGACCUGCUUUUCUAUUGUGGCUGUAAAGGAUGGAAAACAGAAUAUGGUGGCUUUACUUCCUACAUUGCCAAAGGUGAAGAUGAAGAGCUCCUAACAGUGACUCCAGAAGAGAAUUCACUGGCAUUGGUUUACAGAGAUCGAGAAACUCUAAAAUUCGUCAAGCACAUCAACCACCAAAGCUUAGAGAGAAAGAAAACUGGCCAGAACAGAACGGGUUUCUGGGACUUUUCCUUUGUCUACUAUGAAUGACUGGCCUGUGCUAAAGUGUUUCCCUCGGUGAUUCUUGGCCUCAAUAGAACUGCUGAAACUGGAUGCGGCUGGUACUCAAUUUUGUUGUCCUUUCUGGACCCCAUUGGUGUGCAUUACUACAAACUCUGGUACCCUGUUUUUGCCACAAACCUAUCAACAAGCACUUGAGCAAACAUUUAUCAAAUACCUAAUAUACAAUGUCCUGCACUGAACCAGCUUCAGAGACUAGCUCUAGUCCUCAGGGAGCUCAUGUAGGUGAAUAAAAGAAGGACUGAGGGAUGGAGUGCUUUUCUGCUUUGAGUUGGGUUUCUGGCACGAUUUAAAUCCUUUUGUGCUACAGGUAUGGACUGGUCAACAUUGGGUUAAAGCAGAGGGUGGUCCUGGCUUAAGGACAUCAUUAUCAUCAUUAUUACUAUGAUGAAGAGAUCCUGAAAUGUUUUCAUUCUACAAUUCUCAUCUUCUCUCCAAUCUGGAGUUUAAAAAAGAUACCCUACUCUGGGAAUGAUUAACACCACAUAUUUUAUCACGAUCCCCAGCUGGCCUCAUUUUAGAGAGAUUAUGGAUAUACCCAGCACACUCAUUUUUAGAAUUUAUCUACAGGUUUCUGUUUUUAGUGGCUUUUAUAUAACUGGUAUUGUUAUGAAUGAGGUUCACUACACUGAAUAAAGAUUGUGUUUGGC